Messenger RNA from Pygocentrus nattereri (red-bellied piranha), 2238 nucleotides. Its product is annotated as adhesion G-protein coupled receptor G2-like. Bases 45 to 1406 code for a protein of 453 amino acids. Gene Ontology annotation, cellular component: membrane. Lineage: Eukaryota; Metazoa; Chordata; Actinopteri; Characiformes; Serrasalmidae. The transcript is spliced from 11 exons. Gene Ontology annotation, molecular function: G protein-coupled receptor activity. Gene Ontology annotation, biological process: adenylate cyclase-activating G protein-coupled receptor signaling pathway; cell surface receptor signaling pathway. The record is from RefSeq and is a predicted model, not a curated record.
GAGCAGUUUCUGGCACCUUAAGCACAAGUGACCUGAACACGGUGAUGAGUGGUGUUAAGAACUUGGAGACGGCUCUUGAAUGCACUAGUUUUUCAGAGCCGAAAUCACUGAAAGAAGGAAAUCUUACUGCAUACCUGCACAAAGCAGAUAAAUCCUCCGGAAAUUUGAACAUUUAUGCCAAUGACAGCAAGGCAAGCACAAAUGCCUCACAGGUGUUGAACAGCAUAGUGCAGGUCACCCUACCAGAGGAGCUUGUAGCAACAAUUGAGAACACAACGGUGGUCUUCUGUAUGAUAAUCUCACCCAAGCAAUAUGAGAAUGUGACAGAUGGCCGAAUUAUCGGUGUGAGCGUCAGUGGAAAGAAUGUCUCAGGUCUGAAGAGUCCUGUGAUUAUCUCUGUGCGUGUGGGCCCACUUGUAAGCAGAAAGCCAAAGUGUGUAUUUUACAACUUCACAUCUUCUAACUUCGAAGAUAGUGGUUGUUCAACAAGGUGGAUAACAGCAGAGGACUUGGUUAUCUGCUCAUGUGAUCACCUCACCUACUUUGCAGUAUUAAUGGUAUCUCCCAAUAAUGUUUCUGAGAAAGACAAAGUUGUUCUAUCCUACAUCAGUCAAGUUGGAUGCAGUUUGUCUUUGCUGUUCCUGGUGAUCGCAGUCAUCCUCUACUUUGUGAAAUGGCGCUCCUCGGGAGAUCAGUCUCAGAAAGUGCACAUUAGCCUGGGUGUGGCUCUCAUUCUGUUGAAUGGACAUUUCAUAAUGAAUGAUCUAGUUGUAAAUGUACAAACUGCAUGUAUCUACGUGGCAGUUCUACUCCACUACUCUCUGCUGGCCACUUUCACCUGGACAGCUAUUGAAGGAUUCCACCUCUACAUGCUGCUGCUGAGGGUCUUUAAUAUCUACAUCAGGAGAUAUCUACUCAAACUAAGCCUGGUGGGCUGGGGUUUUCCUGCUGUUGUUGUUAUUUUGAUCUUCAUCAUUGACAAAAAUGUGUACCUGAAUGUGGGCUCAUCUUCAGGGAACAGCAGCAACACCGAAGUAUGCUACAUCUCCAGUGGUGUAGUGAAAAAUGUCACCAUUUACGGCUUCUUCUGUGUGAUAUUUGCCUUUAACCUGGGCACGUUGGUGGUGGUUGUCCGGACUCUUUUCUUCAAGCGCCAUGUGUUCCCGGGUCGACAUCAGAAACGUAGAGCCAAAGACGUCUGCACAAUUCUGGGCAUCACCUGUCUACUGGGCAUCACCUGGGGUCUGAUCUUCUUCCCCUUUGGCCAGCUUUCCACCGUUGGCCUCUAUUUCUUCUGUAUAUUCAACUCACUGCAGGGAUUAUUCAUCUUCAUUUGGUUGUGCUUGUCCAAAUCAACAUCUAGUGAGAGCCAAGAGAAUAUGAACACACACACAACCAAUACCUAAACUCCACUGCAACUCUGUGGCCAAUUACUGGGUCAUUUAGGGGACACUUUUAAAGAUCAUAUAUAAAUACAUACAGGUUCUCAAUUUAUUAACUCUUAACAGUGGAGUGGAGUUAGGUCCAAAUCAAUCUCCUCCCCAUCUUGUUUCUUGUGGUCCUGGGAUUUAAACUACCUUUGGAGCUGCUUGUUUCUUUUGCUUUUGCAUCCGUUUGUCAUUAUUAUUUAUAUUGUUUAUGUACAUUCUUGUAUGUUUUGCACAAAAAAUAUUUGUACUUUUAAGCUUUUUGUAUUUGAAUGUCUGUUGAACGUGUGUGUGUGUGUGUGUGCGUGUGCAAGUUUUCAUAUUUUAAGACAAUGUCACAACCCAGCUCAAAACUCUGAGGCCAUAAUUGGUGUUCAAAAACAUCCAACCAAAUACUGCAGUUACAGCACAUUUGGCACUAGAGGGCACUGUGGGUGUAAACAAAAAAUAUAGUUGAUCCAGUGUGUUUAGUGCCUGAACAGUGGUUGGCCAGUAAAAAGGAAAUUGUUCUACAAUGGCCAAAUCAAAGUCCAGACCUCAAUCCAGUCAAGAACCUGUGGCACUGUUUGAAAAUUGCGGUCCAGGAGCAUCGUCUGACCAACCUGUACAACCUGGAGUGAAUCUGCCAGCAAGAAUGACUCCUAAACAGUGAGCAAAGUUCGUAGAAAUGUACCCCAACAGACUUAAAGCUGUCACUUUAGCAACAGGUGGUUCUACCAAGUAGUAGUCUGAAGGGUUGAAUACUUAUGCAAACAGCAUUUUUACAUUUUACAUCAGAUCUAUUGACAAAUCAGGAGCUUUGAAAAUGUAC